AUGCUCCCACUAUCCCUAUUAACGGCCGCUCAAGGCAAACCAAUGCUUGUCGAGUUGAAAAACGGAGUGACAUUCAAUGGUCAUCUGGUAGAAUGCGAUAAUUUCAUGAAUGUCACGUUGAGAGAAGUGUAUCAGACAUCAGCAGACGGAGAGAGGUUUUGGAAGAUGAAAGAGAUGUUCAUCAAGGGUAAUAUUAUAAAAUACUUUCGUAUAGCGGACUCUAUCCUUGAUACGGCUAUGGAAGAGCAGGAGAAACAGCGAGCAGCUAAUAGACAACGUGGUAACAAUCGAGGUGGAAGGGGUGGUCAAACGAAUAAUCGAGGAGGACGAGGAGGUCAGCCUGGACGAGGAGGUCAACCGGGUCGAGGUGGUGGUCCAGGAGGAGGAAGAGGCGGGCCAGGAGGAAGAGGCGGACGAGGUGGUGGUGGUGGUGGACGAGGUGGUAGAGGUGGUGGUAAUCAAUAG
Kwoniella botswanensis is the source of this 465-nucleotide messenger RNA. RefSeq lists its product as uncharacterized. The transcript has 6 exons. Gene Ontology annotation, biological process: P-body assembly; spliceosomal snRNP assembly; mRNA splicing, via spliceosome. Gene Ontology annotation, molecular function: U6 snRNA binding. Lineage: Eukaryota; Fungi; Basidiomycota; Tremellomycetes; Tremellales; Cryptococcaceae. Bases 1 to 465 code for a protein of 154 amino acids. Gene Ontology annotation, cellular component: spliceosomal tri-snRNP complex; U6 snRNP; P-body. The record is from RefSeq and is a predicted model, not a curated record.